Messenger RNA from Nematolebias whitei (Rio pearlfish), 1963 nucleotides. It is a transcript of the gene dync1li2, whose product is annotated as dynein, cytoplasmic 1, light intermediate chain 2. Gene Ontology annotation, biological process: microtubule-based movement; microtubule cytoskeleton organization. The transcript is spliced from 13 exons. Bases 63 to 1535 code for a protein of 490 amino acids. NCBI's taxonomy places the organism in Eukaryota, Metazoa, Chordata, Actinopteri, Cyprinodontiformes, Rivulidae. The record is from RefSeq and is a predicted model, not a curated record. Gene Ontology annotation, cellular component: cytoplasmic dynein complex; centrosome. Gene Ontology annotation, molecular function: dynein heavy chain binding.
GGUGCUAGUGGUGCCCAGGCAGCAGCGAGGCCUCGCCUUUGUGGGUGUAGAAAGAGAAGAAGAUGGCUCCCGUUCUGGAGAAACAGCUCCCGGGUCCGACCGGGUCGGGCGACAACAACAAGGAAGACGAGGAAGGACAGAACCUCUGGUCCUCAAUACUGAGCGAAGUUUCCACCAGAUCUAGUUCAAAGUUGCCAUCAGGAAAAAAUAUCCUUGUGUUUGGGGAGGAUGGAUCGGGAAAAACAACACUUAUAGCCAAACUUCAGGGAGCUGAUCAUAAUAAGAAGGGGAGAGGACUGGAGUAUCUUUACUUGAGUGUCCACGAUGAAGACCGGGAUGACCUGACUCGCUGUAAUGUGUGGAUCUUGGAUGGGGACCUGCACCACAAAAGCCUUCUUAAGUUUGCGGUUACGGCUCAGUCGCUACCCGACUGCCUAGCUGUGUUUGUUGCGGACAUGUCUCGGCCCUGGACCAUCAUGGAGUCGUUGCAGAAGUGGGCCAGCGUGCUCCGUGAUCAUGUGGACACGAUCAAGAUUCCUCCAGAGGACAUGAGAGAAAUGGAGCAAAGGAUGGUAAAAGCUUUCCAGGAAUACUCGGAACCAGAAGACGCCGCCCCGUCCUCCCCACGACGAGCUCCGACAUCAGGAGAAGACGAGGCUGUCGUUCUCCCACUGGGGGACAACACACUCACACACAACCUUGGCAUUCCCGUGCUAAUAGUCUGCACAAAGUGUGAUGCGAUCAGCGUCCUAGAGAAGGAGCAUGACUACAGAGAGGAGCACUUUGAUUUCAUCCAGUCCCACAUCAGGCGAUUCUGCUUACAGUAUGGAGCUGGCCUGGUUUAUUCUUCCGUCAAAGAGGAGAAGAACCUGGAUCUGCUUUAUAAAUAUAUAGUACACAAGCUGUACGAGUUUCAGUUCACCUCACCUGCCUUAGUGGUGGAGAAAGACGCAGUGUUCAUUCCAUCUGGAUGGGAUAAUGAGAAGAAAAUUGGGAUUUUGCACGAAAACCUCACAAACGUUAGACCAGAUGAUCCAUUUGAAGAUUUUAUCACAAAGCCUCCAGUGCGGAAGUUUGUUCAUGACAAAGAGAUCAACGCAGAGGACGAGCAAGUGUUCCUGAUGAAGCAACAGUCUUUGUUAGCAAAGCAGCCAGCAACGCCAACAAGAGGAGCUACGGAGUCUCCAGGACGGACAGCCUCAGCAUCCCCCAGGCCUGCGGGUCGAGCCGGACAACCAAGUGUAACCAGCGGUUCACCGAUGGCUGCCGUCAAAAAGCCUGAUCCCAACAUGAAAGCGGGUGCUGCUAAUGAGGGAGUGCUGGCCAACUUCUUCAACAGUCUGCUGAGUAAAAAGACGGGAUCCCCAGGAAGUCCAGGAUCUGGAGCCGUUGGAGCUGGAGUUCAAGGAUCUGGCAAGAAAACAGGGCAGAAGCCGGGUUUGACUGACGUCCAGGCCGAGUUGGACAGGAUGACUCGCAAGCAGGACCCCGUGGUUUCAGCUAACAACGUACCGCCGACGGAGAACGAAGCGUGAAGGCAACAGAACAGCUGCAUCAUCCACCGCGUUAAUACUCUGGAAAUACAAAACAAUAUCUGUACAUGCGAGCAUAAACAAAAACAUUGACCAAAUUCCCAACGCCUAUAUCAGUGAGCGCACAGUUUGUGAUCAGGAGGAGAGAUGGGACGUGCUGAAGGCUUGGCUUUAUUUCUGUCCUCUCUUCCACUGUAAAUGCUAUUUUUUGUGAAGGAUGUCAGUUUGUUGAAAUGUGUGCACACUCCCUGGCAGCCAGCCUGAUGCUCCGGGCUGCAGGCCCCCCCAGUUUCUGGGGUUAAAACCGCUCUCCUCACGGAGUUUGAAGAGCGAUAACGCGCUGGCCUUGUGGCCUCUAGCUCGUCUUAUCUCCAGGAAGGAAUAUGAUCGCGAUUGGAAAGGUAUUUAAAUAUUGAGAAAGGAAUUAAAAU